AUGAACAAACAAGAGGAGACGUGGGAGAAACUGGACUCAGAGUUUGACCAUCACCUGGUUGACAUGAAACCAUAUGUCCUAAAACUCCACCACAAGACAGGUCUACAGUAAAAUGAGUUGUAUAACUAAAAAGCAAGUGUUCUAUAAAUUGUAAUUGUCUUAUGUGUUAAUAGUUAGUAAUGCAUUGAUUGUAAUUUCUUGCUCCCUAUUUGACCGUAGAGCGCCAGCGAUGUGCCCUGUGGAUCAAGAAGCUGUGUGACCCAGCUGUAUCCGGCUCGGGCCUGAUGGGACGCAAGAACCGCAACAUGUACUCCCGCCUUCUCCUGCAUAUGCUCAGAAGAGGGGUCCUGGAGGGCCCUUUCAGCCACAAGCCAGAGUCAGGCAGUCUCAGGACUCUACCAACAUAUAUGGUAAAACAAUCCUAUAUAUAGUACUAAAGAGCAAUGAUGAUGUAAGGUACUAUAAAUUCCAGAAGUAUAAUUUCUGCUCUAUAUUGCUAGUAGGCUGCCCAUGCUGUUUAUGUUUGUUUGUUUAAUUCAUGGUAUGCCAUUUUAUAGUACUUUGUAGGCCCUGUAUGUUAUACGUUUUUUUUACUGUUUUAGGUGGCUAAACUCAGCUCUGCACCUUUUCUCAUUGCCAGUCCAUCUACUUUGAUGAGCCUCUAUGUGGCCGGGGCCUGGAUCAGAGCACUGCAGUCCUGCCUGACUGGGUAACAGGAGAGCUGGGCCAGGGUGACGACUCCUGGGACAGCCAGCUCAGAGAGAGGGCCAGCUCCUCACCCACAGCCUACUCUAACACACACAGGUAGGUUAUUGCCCUGCAUAAACUAGCGCUUAAGCUACAUACUCAACUGGUAUGCAUGCUAGCUACAGUAGAAGUCUGCUGAAUUCAAACACACACACACAGGUGUUUAAUCUGGAAUAGACCACCUCACCCUUUGGGCAAAAGUGGUUGAGUCAACGUAGUUUCCUAGUUAUUUCCUCUUACUUAAAAACCUCUUCGAUGUAAAGUCCCCUAAACCUGCGUGGUUCUGCAUUGACUUUUUCCCCAACCUAAAUAUGCUGGACUGCCCUCGAAUUCUGAAACAUUGUCUAUGCUACUCAACAUGUUUUUUAUUUCAUUUUUAUAUAAUAGGCUACUUACAGUAGUUGUAUACAUACUUCAAUGUAAAAGAUAAACUCUCUGUUCACCUGUUAAAUCUGACUGUAUGUUAUAAACCGCAUUGCACUGAGCGAUAGCCCUUGUUCACAGGGGCACAGUAGUAUAUUUUGUGUGUGUGUGUGUGAGUGUGACGUAGGAUGUGAAAUCUGAAACCACUUGAAGCUGGGAUGGCCCUCCUGCCAUUUUAUUGGCUCUUCCAACUGUCCAGCAACUCCUGGCUGAACCCUAAGUCACAGCCACUGACAAAGCACAUGCCUGCAAUCCUUACAUUGUAGCGCUGUAGGAGAGAUCAUUUCGAUAGCCAUUAAUCAAAAAAUAAUUAAUAGAUUUUAAACAAACAACACUUCCUGUUUGUCAUAGAGGGACAAGAUUAAUAUGAGAUGAAAGGUGAGUUCCUAACGAGUUCAGGAAGCCAAGCUAAAGCUCUGAGACAUUCACAGCGAUGGGGGCAGACGUUUUGCUUAAGAGAGACCUUUAGGAAAUAUACAUAUUUUCUCUAACACUAAACAUACAAAUAUGUAUUUUACAGUUAUAAGGAAGGUGAAAUCUUAUAUUUAGUCAUUUUAUAAUUUGAUUAUACUAUAUUUAGAAAGGAUAUAAGUCAUUUCAAGCCUUAUUCAUACAGGUUUGUUGAAUAGGAAAUACAUCAUAUAACAUAUUUCAUAUUUUUAUCAUAUUUGUACUGUGUACUUAGCUUGUGUCCUCAAAAGUGACUACACCUCAGCAAUUUAUAGCUUUUUUCCAGAAAGGUGAGAUUUUAACCUUUCUUGGAGUAUGCAGCAUUACUAGUUAUUGUGUAUGGCCCUCAUGAUAAAUAAUUACUUUUGGGGAUUAUGUUGGUUACAUUUAGUUACAUUUAACAGUUUUUUAAAUUAACGUAGUCCCGUUGCGUAGAUGUAGCUAUUUCGUUGAAUUUGCACAAAACAUCAUCAACAUGGUUGUGCUCUUUUUGCGCAAAUCUGUAUUGUUUUCAGCAGCUUGACAGAAUAUCUCAUGACAGUGCAAUCAGAUAUGGACAGUGGACACUUGCUUUUUUGUAUAGGCUACUGUAUGGUCCCUAGGCUCCCUGUUUCUAGGUUCUUAAGUAGUCUGGAAACCUUGAACCCUCUCAGUCAGUCUACCAGUAAAACGUCUCUAGUAACUUGCUUAUCAACAAGCGUUAAUGUUGAGCCAUGCACAUAGCCUAUCUAUUUACUAGGCUACUACCCACUGUGCAAAAACAUUGUUUCCAUGUAAUUUCAACAAAAUAAUUUCAAUGUGAUGACGUUGAAUCAAUGUGGAAAACUGAUUGGAUUGGCAAAAAGUCAUCAACGUAAGGGAAUUUAGUCUUCUUUUCACCCAACUUUUAGCCUAAAUCCAAUGACAUGGUUACAUUUUUGGUUGAUUUCAAGUUGAAUUCACGUUAGUUGACAACUCACCCAAAUGUAAAUCAAAACUAGACGUUGAAAUGAUGUCUGUGCCCAGUGGGAAGGCCCAACUAAAUGAGAGGGGAGGGAGGGGGAGACCUUUAAUGCUUUGUUGAAUCUACUUUUUUUUUUUUUUUUAUCUGGGCCAAGGUUGAUGUUGGGACAGUGGUGACUGGUUCUUGGAGAAGAUUAUUAAGCAUGUGUUGAACGGGACGACUAGUUGCUUGCACUGGAAAAUUCAGUGGCAUCUUGAGCCAAAGAACCAUUCAGCUCAGGUAGAUUGAUUGCGGUUCUGUUUGUGUCCCUAUGUGUAUAGUCACUUUAAAGAUACACAUAAGUUUGAUUUUGAAAAGCCGUUGGCAUGAUGUACGAGAUGUCCUCGUUUCAAAUCCGACCAGUUACACAAGCAUGCCUAACGGUAACCUCAAUUAGCCUAAGUACACUGGCUGUAUUGAAGAGCUGGAUUUUUUUGUCUGACUAGUGUCUGAUUGGGAUAAGAGCAUUUAAAGAGUGUAUAGAUCACAGGCUAAGGCCUGAUGGAGAAAAUGACUUAGUACCCAGGCUCUUUAAUGUGACUCUCCCAUUUAGAUAAGACUCUAGGGACCUAAUUUGACUCCUUGCGAUGUUUGAUCUUUCGAUCUCUGCCUCAUGCCAUUAAUCAGGUGAUGGGGUGUUUUUUUAACUCUGAAAACAGCCGUAAUUCAUGUCCUAAAACCUGAUAAGUGAAGUAGUCAUUUAACUUUGGGGUGCUUGCAGGUUAGGCUAUAUCAGCAAUCCUGUUCUAUAUCGGCAGUCCUGUUCUACACUGAGUAUACCAAACAUUAGGAACACCUUCUUAAAAUCUUGGAUGGAUCGUGAUGUUGGACCUCUGGGUUUAGAAACUCUCUGUUAAACUGGCUAGGAGAGAGACACCAUAUUUGACAGGAGUGAGUAAGUUCCAGAUUUGGCCACAGGAUGGCGUUACUCACCUGCAGAACCCUGAUGGUUCUGUACCUCUGUUCUCAACUGAUAAAGUCUAGUUGUUCCUGUGUGAAAGGAAUGGGGAUAGCAAGCUGAUCCAGGUUAAGAGAUCAUCCUCAGAGGCUCUGGUGUGUAGCCUACGUGCCGACUCCUGGUACUCACAUGUCACUUAUGGAUCAGGCCUUAAACAUGCCAUGACUGUCUUGACACAUUGUUUGUUGUCUUUGGCGUGCCUUGGAGAGCUCUGAGAGAAGGGGGAGAGAGGCGAAGUGUGUGUAUGUGUUGGGGGAGCUGAAUCUUGACACAAAUCUCAUGUUGACUCGGCAUGUGUGGAAGUGUUGCGUUCGUUACUAAAGAUGAGGGGAAUUUCUGGUCUUUCGCCCCUCAUAGCAAACAGGCAAAGGUGGAAGGAUGAAUGUGUGGUGGUGGUUAGCAGCAUAUUUCUUAACCCCUAUAUGUUUCUUAUGUGAAUCCCUUCCGUUGCUCUCUCUCUCUCCUCUCUUUUGUUUUUUCGCUUUCUGUUUUACUCACUCUGACUUCUGUCUAUCAUCUGAGUUCCACACAUGAGAACCCUUAACCUCUCCCUCUCCCUUGUCAAGUGUGACAGUAACAUUGUCCUUGCAGCAGCAGACAUCAAACAGCCUUCAUGAACGACCUGUUUAGCCGCCUCAGGUCUUUCCCUCCAAGGCAAGAGUCUCUCCGUUGACCUUGCCUCCAGGUGGUUGAGUUAAGGGGUCCACGUCUUGUUUGUGCCCCAGGGUCGGGCUACCUUCCUUGGGGUGCCUGAGGGUGAGACCUGGGGCCUCUGGCCCCUGCACCUGGAGGUCAUGGAUGAAGCGUAUAGAUGUCAGGCUGUUUUAAUAAGACUGGCUGCAGCAGCAAAGACACACACUUCCCCUCUCUCUCCCCUAGCCCCGACCUGCCUGGCUGGCACAGCUUUGAUCUCUGGGCCUCAGACUCCAGGCACAUCUGAUUCAAUUAUCCUCAUCCACCUGUUGACUUUGAGGCCCGACAUUGCAUCGCUCGCUUGGUCUGCCUUUCACGGCUGUAUGUGUGUGUGUGUGAGUGUGUGUGCAUACUUGAGGGGAAGAAAGAGUGCCUGUUAGUUUUCACGUAGGCUGCUUUAACAGCUGGUAGGGAGACACACAAAGGAUACAAAAUAUGCUUUCAUGAUGAUAAGUUUGACCUCAACCGACACUGUAAUUGAGAACAUACCAGUUUUGUAUCCUUCAGUCUCGCUCACUUUAUAACAGAAUGUAGAUGCAUAGAGAGCUCCCCCUCCUGGCUCUGAUGCUGAAUUUUCACUGGUCCACCUUCUCAAUCUCCCUCUUAUGCCCCAUACAUUUUCCUCAGAAAGGCAAGUGAUCUUCUGUGGUCAAACUGUCAUUGUCUUCUGACAAAAAAGUACUUAAUAGAACUCUGGAGUGUUAAGGAUACAAGAAAGACAAGAAAGUGAAUAUAUAGGCCUAAAUGACUGUAGUUAAAAGUGCCCUAGAGAAAUAAUUGGACGUUUUCAUCCCAUACCUCGGUACAUUACUGGUUGUUCUUUCUCCGAUCGUCUCCACCCUUCCCUAAUUGUGCAGAUGUAUUAAAUCAUUGUUAAGCCGGUGUAAUUGCCUCCAGUGUAUGUGCUUAAUUAGCUGGUAAUACUAAUUAAUGAAGCAUAGCUUGUCAGAAUCAGUAGCCGAGGUUCUCAUUGUUGUCUGUUCUCUCUGGGUUGUGUUCAGUAGGCAUGAAAUGGAAGAAAAAUUGUUUUGCUAGGAUGUUUCCGAGUGCAGUGAUUCCCAUCUCCGGUCCUCGAGUACCCCCAACAGUACAUCUUUUUGUUGUGGCCCCGGACAAGCACACCUGAUUCUACUUGUCAACUAAAUAUCAAGCCCUUGACAAGUUGAAUCAGGCUUUUUUGUCCGGGGCUAUAACAAAAAUGCGUGCUGUUGGGGGUACUGGAGGACUGGAGUUGGGAAACACUGUUACACUGCCCUCAGUGCCCUGAUUCUGUCAGAGUCAGCAGAGGUUCCCAUUGUUGUCCCCUCUCUCUCACUGGCUGCUGGGUUGUAUAGAAAUGUAAUGAAUAGGGCUGGGACUUGCCAGGGACCUCAUAAUACAAUAUCACGAUACUUAGGUGCUGAUACGAUAUAUGUUGCGAUUCUCACGAUUCUAUGUAUUGCGAUUCGAUGUUCCAAACAUCUUGCUCACCUUGUCUGCUGCAGGGGAACAAGAGAGAGCCAUGUAAAAGCGAGUUUUGAUCAGUCAUGGAAAUAAAAGUGCUGAAAAUGUUGGCUCACCAUUUAAAAAAUAAUAAGAUUGAUAGCAAGCUAGAGAAGAAAUACCAGUUUUGGCGCAGGUACAGCUGACGAGAGCUAGCUAAAGUUAACUACCUACAAAUAAUAUUGUCAAAAAUAAUAUUGCGAUACUCUAAUGUAUUGAUUCCCCCCCGCCAUUACUAGUAAUGACUAGACUUCGUUUGUCUUGUACAAUAAAAAAAGGAAUUGUGUCAGUCAUCUAUACAAUCCAUUUCUAUUUGAACAUUCUGUAAAGUUUUAUCCUCUUGAACAGGCAACAAAUCAAAUCAAAUUGUAUUGGUCACAUGCGCCGAAUACAACAGGUGCAGACAUUACAGUGAAAUGCUUACUUACAGCCCUUAACCAACAGUGCAUUUAUUUUUAACAAAAAAAGUGUUGAGAAAAAAAAGAGCAGAAGUAAAAUAAAGUGACAGUAGGGAGGCUAUAUAUACAGGGGGGUACCGUUGCAGAGUCAAUGUGCGGGGGCACCGGCUAGUUGAGGUAGUUGAGGUAAUAUGUACAUGUGGUAGAGUUAAAGUGACUAUGCAUAAAUAAUUAACAGAGUAGCAGCAGCGUAAAAAGGAUGGGGUGGGGGGGCAGUGCAAAUAGUCCGGGUAGCCAUGAUUAGCUGUUCAGGAGCCUUAUGGCUUGGGGGUAGAAGCUGUUGAGAAGUCUUUUGGACCUAGACUUGGCACUCCGGUACCGCUUGCCGUGCGGUAGCAGAGAGAACAGUCUAUGACUAGGGUGGCUGGAGUCUUUGACAAUUUUGAGGGCCUUCCUCUGACACCGCCUGGUAUAGAGGUCCUGGAUGGCAGGAAGCUUGGCCCCAGUGAUGUACUGGGCCGUACGCACUACCCUCUGUAGUGCCUUGCGGUCGGAGGCCAAGCAGUUGCCAUACCAGGCGGUGAUGCAACCAGUCAGGAUGCUCUCGAUGGUGCAGCUGUAGAAUUCUUUGAGGAUCUGAGGACCCAUGCCAAAUCUUUUCAGUCUCCUGAGGGGGAAUAGGCUUUGUCGUGCCCUCUUCACGACUGUCUUGGUGUGUUUGGACCAUGAUAGUUCGUUGGUGAUGUGGAUACCAAGGAACUUGAAGCUCUCAACCUGUUCCACUACAGCCCCGUCGAUGUGAAUGGGGGCUUGCUAGGCCCUCCUUUUCCUGUAGUCUACGAUCAGCUCCUUUGUCUUGCUCACGUUGAGGGAGAGGUUGUUGUCCUGUCACAACACUGCCAGGUCUCUGACCUCCUCCCUAUAGGCUGUCUCAUCGUUGUCGGUGAUCAGGCCUACCACUGUUGUGUCGUCGGCAAACUUAAUGAUGGUGUUGGAGUCGUGCCUGGCCAUGCAGUCAUGGGGGAACAGAGAGUACAGGAGGGGACUGAGCACGCACCUCUGAGGGGCCCCCGUGUUGAGGAUCAGUGUGGCAGAUGUGUUGUUACCUACCCUUACCACCUGGGGGCGGCCCGUCAGGAAGUCCAAGAUCCAGUUGCAGAGGGAGGUGUUUAGUCCCAGGAUCCUUAGCUUAGUGAUGAGCUUAGAGGGCACUAUGGUGUUGAAUGCUGAGCUGUAGUCAAUGAAUAGCAUUCUCACGUAGGUGUUCCUCUUGUCCAGGUGGGAAAGGGCAGUGUGGAGUGCAAUAGAGAUUGCAUCAUCUGUGGAUCUGUUGGGGCGGUAUGCAAAUUGGAGUGGGUCUAGGGUUUCUGGGAUAAUGCUGUUGAUGUGAGCCAUGACCAGCCUUUCAAAGCACUUCAUGGCUACAGACGUCAGUGCUACGGGUCGGUAGUCAUUUAGGCAGGUUAUCUUAAAGUCCUUGGGCACGGGGACUAUGGUGGUCUGCUUGAAACAUGUUGGUAUUACAGACUCAGUCAGGGACAUGUUGAAAAUGUCAGUGAAGACACUUGCCAGUUGGUCAGCACAUGCUCGGAGUACACGUCCUGGUAAUCCGUCUGGCCCUGCGACCUUGUGAAUGUUGACCUGCUUAAAAGUCUUACUCACAUCAGGCUACGGAGAGCGUGAUCACAUAGUCAUCCGGAACAGCUGGUGCUCUCAUGCAUGCUUCAGUGUUGCUUGCCUCGAAGCGAGCAUAGAAGUGGUUUAGCUCGUCUGGUAGGCUUGUGUCACUGGGCAGCUCGCGGCUGUGCUUCCCUUUGUAGUCUGUAAAAGUUUUCGAGCCCUGACACAUCCGACGAGCGUCAGAGCCAGUGUAGUACGAUUCAAUCUUAGUCCUAUAUUGACUCUUUGCCUGUUUGAUGGUUCGUCGGAGGUCAUAGCGGGAUUUCUUAUAAGCGUCCGGGUUAGAGUCCCGUUCCUUGAAAGCGGCAGCUCUACCCUUUAGCUCAGUGCGGAUGUUUCCUGUAAUCCAUGGCUUCUGGUUGGGGUAUGUACGUACGGUCACUGUGGGGACUACAUCAUCGAUUCACACACACUGUUGGGUGAAAUGGUUCAUGUGGAUGUUUUUGAUAGAACAUUUUAGUCAUUUAGUAUUACAUCUCAGUCAUAGUAUUACAUUUUUCCUCAAUAAAGUAGCUAUCAGCAAAGCCAGUGCUAGUAGGAAAAAGUCAAGUGCGAGAGGCAAGGGUGUUAGUUUGUUGAAGAGAGUAAAACGUUGAGCUAAAAGCAUAGCUGCAUCAGAAAUGAGCCAAGUACAGAUGUAGGAUCUUAAUUUGAUCACUCUUUUGUUGCUCAGAAUUUUCCUGCACCGCAGGAAAUAACCUAACCAGCUAAUAGCCUAACCACCGAUCAAGCAACAUUAUGGACUAAACGUUCCAAUCAUGUUGCUGCAGUAUUAUUUUGCUGAGACAAUACAGGUCAAAGUAUAAAGAUCCUACAUCUGUACAGCAUGACUCACAUUUGAUGAGUUACACAUGAUAUUGAUAGACAUAAUGUAAGCCAGUGAUUGAGUGAAGCUAUUGCCUGUAAUAUAACCAGUGAUACAUGAACACUCAGAUCUUUGUAUUUAGUUGUUCUCUUCAAUCUUUCCUAAUGUAUGUUCCUAAUGUAAAUCAUCUGCGCUAAUCAUCUAUCUUUUGUUUCUCCAUCCUAUCUUCUCCUCUCUAUAGAUACUCUCCUCUCUCAGCUCUUCCUCUCUUCUCUAUCUCUCUCUUUCUUCUCUCUCGCUUCUCUUUCCUCUUCUCUCCCUCCCCCUCUCUCUAUAAUUCCCUCCCCACCCUCUCUUCUCAUGUUCUCUUUGUCUCUUUCUCCCUCCCUCUCUCUCCAGGAGAAGACGGCUAAAUGAGGAGAAGUCUCCAUCUCGGCCCCUGGCCUCCAGCCCAGUCAAACGCUCUUCCGAAGACCACAACAAAGGGGUCAGCAGCACUCUAUAA
Molecule: messenger RNA, 9123 nt
Organism: Coregonus sp. 'balchen'
Lineage: Eukaryota; Metazoa; Chordata; Actinopteri; Salmoniformes; Salmonidae
Source: the annotation of a GenBank genome assembly